GCAUUUUGAAGAGACGAAAACCGGAAGCGGUAAAUGUACCAGCGUAUGCUCACAAGGGAUCAACAAGUUAUUGGUAUAUUGUUUAUAUUGUUAAUUGCAUAGUUACAUAAACAUUUUUACAGUUAUAAUCUAAUCCCAAUGACCUGUCGUGUUGACCUGGGAAUACACAAUCGCCCAAACUACCACUGAAACGGUCGUGAUGCCUCGAGAGUCUCAUAAUGUGAUACACAUCUAACAGGUGGGCGAUCCAGGAAAUAAAGGCGAUCGUCUGAUAUCAUAAGUUCACCUAGAGGUCAACCCGACAUGUCAUCGGUCCGACAGCCUGCCAUAUACUUACACAUUAAUACGCAAAUCAACAAAACCACGGCGAUUUCUCGAAAGCUUAUAGUGGUUGUCUGUUUGGCAGUAUCUACAAUUAUUCUCACUGCGAUUUUGAUAUGGAAGGAAUCCAGUCGGGAUACAGGCUUAACGAGUACUACAUUAAAUCAAUAUUAUCCGGGGUAUUUCCGAACAGAGGCAGAACAAUUGGAAUUCGAGCAAAAAUCCAACACCUUUGUCCCAGUCGAGAGUAACAUCACGAGCCCUUUGAAUUGUCAAGUAAAGUGUUUCCGCAUCACCGGGAGCACACCACUGGGAGGUUUGGUGAGGAGACGUAGACAGGCGCCGGAUACGUCGUUCCAUGGCUGCUGUCAGUCAAGUAUCUCCUUCAUCAGUCCAAGCUUCAGGAACAAUUUGUUGGGUGUAUCACGUGAAUUUGUUAUACUAGAGGGAGCACAACAAUUUUUCCAGACCGGAAGUUGCCAGUUUGCGGUUGGCUGCACUGGUUGUACAUGUAUGAUAUCACAGGAAAUCAACACUGCGGUGGUUUAUAAAGCCGGGGAAACUGCCGACACCUCUGAUGACAUAGACGAUACAGAAAUUGACUUGUUUUACUUUCAGAAAUGUUGUAAAUGUGUAAAUACUGGGUAAAAAAGAAAGAAAAAAAACACAACAAAAACAACAAAAAUCCCAAAAAGCAAAAAAAAAAAAAAGAAAAAAGAGAAAAAAAAGAAUGAACUUUGAUCAGUAUAAUACAUGUACACGACUUCAAAUAGAUAUUUAUUAGCUUCUAGUUUUACUUAAAGAACAAGGUUUUGCAUAAAAUCAUAAUGUUUACAAACUCCGAAUUCAACGGAAGUAUUAUAGAAUAUGAAGAAAAUAUAAGUGAUAUCCAAGAUAAAAAACGAGACCGCGACUACCAGCUCAAAAUCGAUGACAAAGAAAGAAAGCAUUAACAGGAGGUCCACGUUAUUUAAGCGAGAUCGGGGGAAAGCGAAAAGAAAUUGCAUUGUAUACCCACUUAAAACACUGACCAUUAUAUCGCACAAGGUAAUGUGCAUAAACUCAAGAUAAUGGCCAUACAAAUUACUCAUAAUCAUGUUUGUGAGAAGCCUACAUCAACGGGAAUUUUAAUAUUGUGAGUCUUUGGGUAUACUUCAACAUUACCUGCCCAUCAGCUCAAGGGGUCAGUCAGGGCCAACAUGUGCAUGCCAUCAAAUUGCCAUCCAAUGCUGAUAAUGUUAAUCAAGCUAGAACGAAUUCUAAAAGAAAUCAAACAAACGAUUGUCAAAGAUGUGAUUUCACUAUAUGAACUAUAGUAAAGUUUACCCCCUGCCAUGGGACAAACGUGAGAUCCAAGGGUCAUGGCAUUCACACUUUUGGUGAAGGGUAUUUUAUUCUACCUUAUUUGGGUCUUGAGAAGAACAUUUUUGAAAUUUCAGUCAAUUUGAACCUUUUUGGCCCUGCCCGUCAGUCCCCCCGGGGGUUUGGGACCAUAUAAUUCACAUUUUUGGUUGACCAUGGAAGGUUUCUGCAUUUUGAAAAAAAAAUGGUUCAGUGGUUUCUGAAAGGAAGCCGAACAUGUAAAUUGUUUAAGACGGACGCCGCCGGACAAAAGGCGAUCGCAAUAGGUCAACUGAAACUUCGUGACCUAAAAAGGUAUGAGGCCGAUAAGUACAUUGCACCUCAAAGACAAUGGCAACGCCACAUUUGGAUUAUCCCCUCAGAUAUUCGCUUAGUUAAAGUGUUUGAAGAAAAGAGAUUCUAAAUAUCAUCUUAAUCAACAUGAACAUUGAAAAUGACACAUGUAGGGCAUAACAUUAUACCAAGAAAAGCAGCUGCUAAAGCUAAAA
Pecten maximus is the source of this 2171-nucleotide messenger RNA. RefSeq lists its product as uncharacterized. The record is from RefSeq and is a predicted model, not a curated record. Lineage: Eukaryota; Metazoa; Mollusca; Bivalvia; Pectinida; Pectinidae. The transcript has 6 exons. Bases 304 to 969 code for a protein of 221 amino acids.